Messenger RNA from Zasmidium cellare ATCC 36951, 1608 nucleotides. RefSeq lists its product as uncharacterized. Gene Ontology annotation, cellular component: endoplasmic reticulum lumen. Bases 1 to 1608 code for a protein of 535 amino acids. NCBI's taxonomy places the organism in Eukaryota, Fungi, Ascomycota, Dothideomycetes, Mycosphaerellales, Mycosphaerellaceae. Gene Ontology annotation, molecular function: protein-disulfide reductase activity; protein disulfide isomerase activity. Gene Ontology annotation, biological process: response to endoplasmic reticulum stress. The record is from RefSeq and is a predicted model, not a curated record. The transcript has a single exon.
AUGGUCAAGUCAGAAACUCUCGCUGCUGCCGCGGCUUCAUUGCUGCUCAUGCCCGCUGCCAAUGCCAUCUACACCAAGCAAUCACCUGUGCUGCAGGUCGACCACCGGACAUAUCCCGAUCUGAUCGCCAAAUCGAACCAUACCUCCAUCGUCGAAUUCUACGCUCCAUGGUGUGGCCAUUGCCAAAACCUCAAGCCGGCAUAUGAAAAAGCAGCCAAGUCACUCACUGGUCUGGCCAAGGUAGCAGCCAUCGACUGCAACGAGGAGGACAACAAGCCGUUCUGCGGCUCCAUGGGUGUUCAAGGCUUCCCAACGUUGAAGAUCGUUCGACCAGGCAAGAAGGCUGGCAAGCCAACUGUGGAAGACUACCAAGGAGCAAGGACAGCGAAGGGUAUCGUCGACGCGGUGCUCGACAAGGUCCCGAAUCACGUCAAGAGGUUGAAAGACGCAGACUACGCAGCUUGGGUGGCAGAAGAUGGACCGAAGGCGAUCUUGUUCACGGAUAAGGGAACUGUCAGCGCUCUGCUCAAGGCAGUUGCGAUUGAUUUCCUCGGCGUGUUGAAUGUCGGUCAAAUCCGUAACAAGGAGACUGAAGCAGUCGAGGCAUUUGGUGUUGAGGAGUUUCCCACUUUGGUCCUUCUCCCUGGAGGCGGCAAAGAGCCCAUUACCUACGAUGGCGAGCUGAAGAAGGACGCGAUUAUGAAGUUCCUGUCGCAAGCUGCCUCUCCAAACCCUGACCCUGCGCCUAAGCAAAAGAAGGAGAAGACAUCCAAGACCGACAAGACCAAGGCAUCGAGUGCAUCUUCCAAGUUGGCGAAAUCGUCGGCUUCCCAGGCAUCCGAGCAGGCUGAGACAGACCCUGCUGGAACCAAGACGGACGAGACGAUCAUCGAUGACCCAACCUACUCGCCGAACCCUCAGAUCCACGCAAAGAAGCCAGCCAAGGUUGGUGAAGCUGGUAUUGAAUCAGCUAAGCCCAUCAAGUCUCUUUUGGACGGUCUUUCACUGCAGCAGAAGUGCCUCAACACUAAGGCAGGUACCUGCAUUCUCGCACUCCUCCCAGAGGAAGAUGUCCCAUCUGCAAAGACACUCCAAGCCAUCAUGACAUUGAGCGAGCUUCACUACAAACACGAGACUGGUGGCCGCAACCUCUUCCCAUUCUACCAACUCCCGCACAGCAACUCGCAGGCUGCCGCACUUCGCACCAAGCUUGAACUUUCACCCUCUGACGUCGAGGUCAUAGCCAUUAACGGCAAGCGGUCGUGGUGGAGGUACUUCUCGUCGCUGGAGUUCACGAUGAAGAAUGUCGAAGACUGGGUGGAUGCCAUCCGCAUGGGCGACUCGAAGAAACUGGACGUGCCUCAGGGUCUCAUCGCUGAUGCUGCCUCUCUACCACAAGAGCCUGUCGAACUGGAUGAGGAGUUGCCACCACCGAAAGCCAGCAAAGCAGCAGAGACUGGCCCAGAGCUUGAGCGUCUCAAGGAGCAGAUGAAGGGUACUAUGCCCGAGGGCAUGGACUUUGAGAUUGAGGAGAUCGACGAUGAUGAGUAUGAGCGUAUCAUGGCCCAAGGCAAGGAAGAGAAGCCCGUCGACCACGACGAGCUGUAA